Molecule: messenger RNA, 312 nt
Organism: Letharia columbiana
Lineage: Eukaryota; Fungi; Ascomycota; Lecanoromycetes; Lecanorales; Parmeliaceae
Exons: 3
Coding region: 1-312 (103 amino acids)
Biological process (GO): nucleosome assembly
Cellular component (GO): nucleosome
Molecular function (GO): DNA binding; protein heterodimerization activity; structural constituent of chromatin
Source: RefSeq, a predicted model, not a curated record
AUGACUGGACGCGGAAAAGGUGGCAAAGGCCUCGGCAAAGGCGGAGCGAAGCGUCACCGCAAGAUCCUCCGUGACAACAUCCAGGGCAUCACCAAGCCCGCCAUCCGUCGUCUCGCGCGUCGUGGAGGCGUCAAGCGUAUCUCGGCCAUGAUCUACGAGGAAACCCGCGGUGUCCUCAAGACCUUCCUCGAAGGCGUCAUCCGCGACGCGGUCACCUACACCGAGCACGCGAAGAGGAAGACGGUGACGAGUUUGGAUGUGGUCUAUGCGCUCAAGCGUCAAGGGCGUACGCUUUACGGUUUCGGUGGAUAG